Molecule: messenger RNA, 800 nt
Organism: Pseudocercospora fijiensis CIRAD86
Lineage: Eukaryota; Fungi; Ascomycota; Dothideomycetes; Mycosphaerellales; Mycosphaerellaceae
Exons: 7
Coding region: 100-495 (131 amino acids)
Biological process (GO): vesicle-mediated transport
Cellular component (GO): Golgi membrane
Source: RefSeq, a predicted model, not a curated record
CACAAACCAUUUCCCUUUGCUCCGUACCAACGUCUCCCGACGCAAAUAAUCACCUCCACUACCACCUCCGACCCCAUUUGAGCGCCAACGUCAAUCAAGAUGGACUUCUCCGAUGUCUUUCGAAUCGUUAACCUGGUCGUGGGUGUGUUGAUGAUAUUGGGCGGGAUUGGACAAUUCUGGCCAAGCAUCAACGUGCAAAGUGUCAUUAUUGCGGUAUAUGUCUGGAUCUUUGGUCUUGCCACCGCUGCGCUCGAAUUCCAGAUCCCACCUCAAGUCGCCCGAUAUGCCUCGUUCAUGUUCUCCUUCAUCGGCCGCGGAGUUUUCUACAUCUUCGUGGGUUGCAUAAUAAUGGGUGACAACUGGUGGAAGUACCUCUCCGGCGCUCUCAUCACCUUUGCUGGAAUCGCAUACGUUGCAAUGGAGUUCAUGCCCAACAUUGAGCCCCCGGCUAAUAUGAGAGACGCUGAUGCGGGCUGGGGCGCUGAGCAAGUCUAGACAAUGACACGGAGACCAACAGAAAUGAUCUGGGCUUCGAGGAGUCCAUGAUGGGGUUAGAGAGUGGAACACGCUUUGCACUUGUAUGGCAAGCUUUCGCACGAGUUCAGACCCACAAAUGGAGAAGCAGACGAUAUACAACGAGCGAUAGCGAGCGGUUUGCAGCUGGAAAGCGAACUGCAUUGAUCGAUCGACGACGAGCCUGCGAUUAGACAAGCGAAGGCGUAGAGGCGCAAAGAGAGCAUGUAUAGUGCAAUGAACUUUGAACGUUAGCAUAUGGAACGCGCCAGUCUUGCUCAAGCAGU